This is a messenger RNA of Penicillium arizonense, 774 nucleotides long. Its product is annotated as ATP-dependent Clp protease proteolytic subunit. NCBI's taxonomy places the organism in Eukaryota, Fungi, Ascomycota, Eurotiomycetes, Eurotiales, Aspergillaceae. The record is from RefSeq and is a predicted model, not a curated record. Gene Ontology annotation, cellular component: endopeptidase Clp complex. The transcript has 5 exons. The coding region runs from base 1 to 774 and encodes 257 amino acids. Gene Ontology annotation, biological process: protein quality control for misfolded or incompletely synthesized proteins. Gene Ontology annotation, molecular function: ATPase binding; ATP-dependent peptidase activity; serine-type endopeptidase activity.
AUGCCACCAAGAGUCUCUCUCCGGCAGUUAGGACGGGCUGUCCAGUCACCGGUUUCUCUUGUCAGACCCGUGACCAGCUUGUCGCGAUGCUUCUCAAGCCAAGUUCCCUCGUUUGCGGGCCAGCCCCCGCGGAGCUGGACACCCACACCUUUUGUCACUGAGACAGUGGGAGGAGGAUGGCAUACUUAUGAUAUCUUCUCUCGACUAAUGAAGGAGCGUAUCAUCUGCCUCAAUGGCGAAGUCGACGAAACCCUCUCAGCAUCCAUCGUCGCCCAACUCCUCUUCCUCGAAGCAGACAACCCCUCCAAACCAAUCCACCUCUACAUCAACUCCCCAGGCGGCUCCGUAACAGCCGGCCUAGCAAUCUACGACACAAUGACCUACAUAGCCUCACCAGUAAGCACAAUCUGCGUUGGUCAAGCAGCCUCAAUGGGCUCCCUUCUCCUCUGCGGCGGCCACCCAGGAAAACGCUACUGCCUCCCCCACUCAUCAAUCAUGAUCCACCAGCCCUCAGGCGGUUACUUCGGGCAAGCAACCGACAUCGCCAUCCACGCCAAGGAGAUCCUGCGCGUCCGUCACCAGCUCAAUAAGAUCUAUCAGACUCAUCUUACCGGCCAGAAUAAGAUGUCCCUUGAUGAGAUUGAGAAGCUUAUGGAGCGCGAUUACUUUAUGGGGGCCAAGGAGGCGCUUAAAUUGGGGAUUGUGGAUGAGAUUCUUGAUCGGAGGGUUCAGAAGGGGGCCAGUGGGGAGGGAGAUAAGCCUCCUACUGCUUAG